AAUGACCGACGCCAACGAUGUGCGCCAUGGUGAAUACUCGCCUAUGUACCCGUCGUGCCUGCCUAAUAGCGCAGACCCCCCUGUUUUACGAGAGCUAGGUUCGGCGAUCAGCAACACAGACCGCGAUGGCUACGCAACCGUGAGCUUGCAGAGUAUAUUGUUUUCGCAAUAGAUGAUAAUUCGAUACACAUCAUUAUGCUUCCGAAUUUGGGGAGCCCACGAACCAAACUCGCGCUGAAGGUGGUUGGCCUGGUGGCUGUUGUGUGCUUCUUCAUCCCUCUCGCCUUCGGCCUCCCCCACAGAUCACCCCGCGCAGACGUCAACAUCCCACUACGAAUACUCCCUCUCGGCGACUCGAUAACAUGGGGCUGGCAACCCACAGCCAAGGAGAAUGGCACAGACGGCUAUCGCGCUGUGCUUAUCCACGAGCUCACCUGGGCGCGCUAUGGCUCUGUCAAGUUUGUAGGCACGCAGCACUCUGGAUACAUGUACAACAACGAGAAUGAGGGGCAUUCGGGAAGCACAAUUAGUCAACUACAGGGCGUAAUGAAAGCAGGGCUAGAAAUGCGACCGAAUGUCAUACUACUCCACAUCGGCACGAAUGAUCUCGCUCGCCAGGAAACAGCAGAGGAGAAGUGGAUCGAUGCGCCGGAGCGAUUAGGAAGGCUUCUUGAUGAGAUAUUCAACACAUGUCCGGAUACCGUGGUUCUCGUUGCGAAAAUCAUACAAGCACAGGAUACACAGACGAGGGCGAACAUUCAGGCCUUCAAUGAUGCGAUACCUGGGGUGGUGAAGAUGUGGGUGGAGAAAGGUUUCAAACUUGGUGUUGCGGACCUGAGUAUCGUGGGCACGAAUGAAUUGGUUGAUGGUUUGCAUCCGUCCUAUGCUGGAUAUUCUCAUAUGGGCGAUAUCUGGUGCGAUGCCAUCAAGGCUGUUAGUAGGAAGGGAUUGAUUACGCCGCCUGUUGCGGUAGAGCGAUUGAAUGGAUAG
Molecule: messenger RNA, 990 nt
Organism: Pyrenophora tritici-repentis Pt-1C-BFP
Lineage: Eukaryota; Fungi; Ascomycota; Dothideomycetes; Pleosporales; Pleosporaceae
Product: Lipase-GDSL multi-domain protein
Molecular function (GO): phosphatidylcholine lysophospholipase A1 activity
Source: RefSeq, a predicted model, not a curated record